GGCAUGAGGGCGAGAGCACGGCGGGGGGGGCGGCCAGACAGAGCGAGCGAGGAGGAGGAGGAGGAGGACGCCGAGGAGGAAGGAGGAGGCAAAGAAAAGAAGCGGCGGCGGCGGAGGAGGAGGAGGAGGGAGCGAGGAGGCGCGCGGCCCCCCGCUCCCUCCCUCCCCCCCUGACCCCCGACCCCCGCCGGCCGGCCCCCCGCCCCAGCCCCGGAGGGAGCUCAUGGGAGUAUGAAGGAGAUGGUAGGAGGCUGCUGCGUAUGUUCGGACGAGAGGGGCUGGGCCGAGAACCCGCUGGUCUACUGUGAUGGGCACGCGUGUAGCGUGGCUGUCCACCAAGCUUGCUAUGGCAUCGUCCAGGUGCCAACAGGACCCUGGUUCUGCCGGAAAUGUGAAUCUCAGGAGCGAGCAGCCAGGGUGAGGUGUGAGCUGUGCCCACACAAAGACGGGGCAUUGAAGAGGACUGACAAUGGAGGCUGGGCCCACGUGGUGUGUGCCCUCUACAUCCCUGAGGUGCAGUUUGCCAACGUGCUCACCAUGGAGCCCAUCGUGCUGCAGUACGUGCCUCAUGAUCGCUUCAACAAGACGUGUUAUAUCUGCGAGGAGCAGGGCCGGGAGAGCAAGGCAGCCUCAGGAGCCUGCAUGACCUGUAACCGCCACGGAUGUCGACAAGCUUUUCAUGUCACCUGUGCCCAGAUGGCAGGCCUGCUGUGUGAGGAAGAAGUGCUGGAGGUCGACAAUGUCAAGUACUGUGGCUACUGCAAAUACCACUUCAGCAAGAUGAAGACAUCUCGGCACACCAGCGGGGGAGGCAGUGGAGGAACAGGAGGAGGAGGAGGAGGAGGAGGAGGCGGCACAGUGGGAGGUAGCAGUGGCUUCAUCACUGGCCGGAGAAGCCGGUCAGCUUCUCCAUCCACCCAGCAGGAAAAGCACCCUUCCCACCACGAGAGGGGCCAGAAGAAGAGUCGAAAGGACAAAGAACGCCUUAAACAGAAGCACAAGAAGCGGCCUGAGUCACCCUCCAGCAUCCUAACCCCACCUGUGGUCCCCACUGCUGACAAGGUCUCCUCCUCGGCUUCCUCUUCCUCUCACCAUGAGGCCAGCACUCAGGAGACUUCUGAAAGCAGCAGGGACUCAAAGGGGAAAAAGUCUUCCAGCCAUAGCCUGAGUCACAAGGGGAAGAAACUGAGCAGUGGGAAAGGUGUGAGCAGUUUCACCUCCGCCUCCUCCUCUUCUUCUUCCUCCUCUUCCUCCUCCUCUGGGGGGCCCUUCCAGCCUGCAGUUUCGUCCCUGCAGAGCUCCCCUGACUUCUCUGCAUUCCCCAAGCUGGAGCAGCCUGAGGAAGACAAGUACUCCAAGCCCACAGCCCCCACCCCUUCAGCCCCUCCCUCUCCCUCGGCCCCCGAGCCCCCCAAGGCAGACCUCUUUGAGCAGAAGGUGGUCUUCUCUGGCUUUGGGCCCAUCAUGCGCUUCUCCACCACCACCUCCAGCUCGGGCCGAGCCCGGGCCCCGUCCCCUGGGGACUAUAAGUCUCCCCACGUCUCGGGGUCCGGGGCCUCUGCAGGCACCCACAAGCGGAUGCCCACGCUGAGCGCCGCCCCUGUGCCUGCUGAGGAGACCCCUGAGACAGGCCUGAAGGAGAAGAAGCACAAAGCCAGCAAGAGAAGCCGACAUGGGCCAGGCCGACCCAAGGGCAGCCGGAACAAGGAAGGCACUGGGGGCCCAGCUCUUCCCUCCCUGCCUGGUGCCCAGCUGGCUGGCUUUACCGCCACUGCUGCCUCACCCUUCUCCGGAGGUUCCCUGGUCAGCUCCGGCCUGGGGGGUCUGGCCUCUCGUACCUUUGGGCCUUCUGGGAGCCUGCCCAGCCUGAGCCUGGAGUCCCCCCUGCUGGGGGCAGGCAUCUACACCAGUAAUAAGGACCCCAUCUCCCACGGUGGCGGAAUGCUGCGGGCUGUCUGCAGCACCCCCCUCUCCUCCAGCCUUCUGGGGCCCCCAGGGACCUCGGCCCUGCCCCGCCUCAGCCGCUCCCCAUUCACCAGCACCCUCCCCUCCUCCUCUGCUUCUAUCUCCACCACUCAGGUGUUUUCUCUGGCUGGCUCUACCUUUAGCCUCCCUUCUACCCACAUCUUUGGAACCCCAAUGGGUGCCGUUAACCCCCUCCUCACCCAAGCCGAGAGCAGCCACACAGAGCCAGACCUGGAGGACUGCAGCUUCCGAUGUCGGGGGACCUCCCCCCAGGAGAGUCUGUCUUCCAUGUCCCCCAUCAGCAGCCUCCCGGCACUCUUCGACCAGACAGCGUCCGCACCCUGCGGGGGCGGCCAGUUGGACCCAGCGGCUCCGGGAACGACUAACAUGGAGCAGCUGCUGGAGAAGCAAGGAGAUGGCGAGGCCGGCGUUAACAUCGUGGAGAUGCUGAAGGCGCUACACGCGCUGCAGAAGGAAAACCAGCGGCUUCAGGAGCAGAUCCUGAGCCUUACGGCCAAGAAGGAGCGGCUGCAGAUUCUCAACGUGCAACUCUCUGUGCCCUUCGCUGCCCUGCCUACCGCCCUGCCUGCCGCCAAUGGCCCUAUUCCUGGGCCCUAUGGCCUGCCUCCCCAAGCCGGCAGCAGCGAUUCCUUGAGCACCAGCAAGAGCCCUCCAGGGAAGAACAGCCUGGGCCUGGACAACUCUCUGUCCACGUCUUCCGAGGACCCACACUCAGGCUGCCCGAGCCGCAGCAGCUCGUCGCUGUCCUUCCACAGCACGCCCCCACCGCUGCCCCUGCUCCAGCAGAGCCCUGCUACUCUGCCCCUGGCCCUGCCUGGGGCCCCUGCCCCGCUCCCACCCCAGCCGCAGAAUGGGCUGGGCCGGGCACCGGGGGCAGCGGGGCUGGGGGCUAUGCCCAUGGCUGAGGGGCUGUUGGGGGGGCUGGCGGGCAGUGGGGCCCUGCCCCUCAAUGGGCUCCUGGGGGGGUUGAAUGGGGCUGCUGCCCCCAACCCUGCAGGCUUGAGCCAGGCUGGCGGGGCCCCCACGCUGCAGCUGCCAGGUUGUCUUAACAGCCUAACCGAGCAGCAGAGACACCUCCUGCAGCAGCAAGAGCAGCAGCUCCAGCAGCUCCAGCAGCUCCUGGCCUCCCCACAGCUGACCCCGGAACACCAGACCGUUGUCUACCAGAUGAUCCAGCAGAUCCAGCAGAAGAGGGAGCUGCAGCGGCUGCAGAUGGCCGGGGGCUCCCAGCUGCCCAUGGCCAGCCUUCUGGCUGGAAGCUCCACCCCGCUGCUGUCCGCGGGCACCCCUGGCCUGCUGCCCACAGCAUCUGCCCCACCUCUGCUGCCUGCCGGGGCCCUGGUGGCUCCCUCACUUGGCAACAACACAAGUCUCAUGGCUGCGGCGGCCGCAGCUGCAGCAGUAGCAGCAGCGGGUGGCCCUCCGGUCCUCACUGCCCAGACCAACCCCUUCCUCAGCCUGGCGGGGGCGGAUGGCGGUGGCCCCAAAGGAGGGACCGCUGACAAAGGAGCCUCAGCCAACCAGGAAAAAGGCUAAAUCCACCCACGCCCCUGCUGAUCCCCCAAGUGGAGGGGCAGAUCCUGGCCUGAGGGGUCCCAGCCUGGAGCGGGCACCUGUGCCCAGACACUGGAGAGCCCUGGCCCAGAGCAUGUGCUGAGGGCCGGGGGUUGUGGGGUGCUCCUGGUGCCGAGGACUGAGACCAAGAGGGGAGCCCUUUCCAUCUAGCCCCCCUUCCACUUUGCACUGGGCCUUUUGUGAGGGGCUCAGAGGGGGUCAGGCUCCAAGCCUGCCUAGGAGCCCCCAUUCUCAGUGAAUGUUUUGAGGUUCCCCAGAAAGCAUGUUAAGUGGGCCAUCGCAUAAGUGGGGGGUUGGUUGAAUCCACCACAUAAAAUGGAUCAGCACUUGUGUGGGAGAAGUAGGGGGGUUUGGCCCUGGGCCUGCCCCUGUGCAGAAGUCUUCUCUAGAGGGAGGAAGAGCCCUGCUUGACCUGCGGUUUCUUCCCAACAUGGGCAGAUGGCAGGAGGGCUCCCUGGGGCUGUUUCUUGCUGGGCCCCUUCCCCUGCCCCCAACAAGGGUCACAAGCUGAGCUUGUAAAAGCCCACAGACUAAGAGGCUGAGGAAGGGGCAGGGUGGCAUCAAAUUCGGCCCAAGCCUCCCUACCUCUGGGGGGUAGGUCCCAGUGAUCAGCCGGGGGAGGGCAGGGGGAGGGCGGCCCAGCCCCCUCGGUGCCCUGCCCCUUGUUUGCACUAUUGGAUUUAGGAGUGCCGAGGGUGGGGAGAUGAAGCGGCCUGACUCAGAGAGCUUGUGUGUGUGUGUGUGUGUGUGUGUGUGCACGCGCAUGCACGUGCGUGCGCAUGCACGUGCGUGCGUGUGUCUGUCUGUCUCUCCCUGGACCCCAGGCAGCCAAGGGCAGGGAGGGAAGCAGUGCUCAGAUGGGGCAGCAUCAGAGGGGCGCCCCUAGCUCUUGUUUGCACCCUCUCACCUCACCAACUUUAGUCCCUUUCUGGGGCCUGAAUGGUUAACAAAAACCAGAAGAGUACUCCAAUAUUGGAGAGUAACUGGGGGCUGGGGGCUUUGAAUCAGGGUGAUAUCCUGCCUUUCCUCCCCCAGACCUCGUGUGGUCUCAGUGCCCCUCCAAGCUCCCUUCCGCCACUGAUUGUUGGUCCUGCUUCCCUGGCACAAGGGGAGCCCCAGGGAUUAGGGGGUAAAGUGCCACUUCUUUCAGUGAAAACCUUCUUCCCAGAGUUAGCCCACCUGCCUCCCCCUUCCCUUCCCCCACCCCCACCAACCAGGGGAGACUUAAGCUUAAGCUGACCUAACAACUGUCCCUUCACCCACCAGCUAUUUCCCUGGGGUGUAGUGGGUAGUUCUCACCUUAAAGAGUCCCCACCUGCCCAGAGCCUUUGGUGGCCAAGGUUGAGGACAGGUGGGAUGGCCAGGAGGGGGACGAGGUUGAAGUCUGUGUCUGUUUAGGGUGCACUGGGGUCCGAGCCAGGAGGGGGUGCGUCCAGCUUCCCUGAUGCCUGUGUCUAGUCAGUCUCUUUGCAUGUGCAGAUUUGUGUGUGUGUGUGUGUGUGUGUGUGUGUGUGUGUGUGUGUGUGUGUGUGUGUGUUUCUGUUUGGGUUUUUGUUGUUGUUGGUUUUGUUUUGUUUUUUAAAUAAAGAAAAGAAGAUGUGUAUAUUUUUGGCAACGACAGAAACGUAGUGCAGAUAUAUUUUUGCCUGUGCUGCUCAACUGGUUUUUUUCUGAUACUGAAAAUAAUAUUAAUAUUCCUGUUGAUAAGACUUUGUAAGAUGUUAGGGAGCUGAUAAUGGAGGGGGUGGGUGGGAAUCCUUCAGAGGCAAUUUCUUAGGCACUUGCAAGGGCUUGGGGGGAGGGGGGAGGCAGUUGUGAUGACCUCAGAAAUACUUUUUAUUAAUGCUAAAUAUCAGUUAGAAAGACAUGAUAGAAUUCAGCAUUUUAUUCAUCUUCAUCUAUUAAGCUCUCUAACUCCCUGCCCCCAAACCACUGAAAAGAAAAAAUAACUUUCAGAGAUUCUCAGAAGAGUGGGUUAUUCACACCCACACCUUCGCCCAAGGUCAGCCCGCUUAGAGCUGAAGUCAGCUUCUGUUCUGGAUGGUGAGGGAAGUCCAUCCACCCCAAGGCUGCUGUGGCAGAGGGUGAGAGGUCCCAAUGUCUUAUUGCACUGGAACCAAGAACUCCUCUUCCCUCCAGCACCUGAGAGCCGGGGGUUCUCAUCUCCAAGAGUCUGUUUUCCUACUUUCUCCAGGCUGGGUGCAGUGGCAGGUAGGCAGGUUAGAUUUGAAGAAGGUACCCAGGCUGGGUAUGGGUUGGUGCAGUCCCAGGAUUUGGGGCAGGGGGCAUGACAGAGGUGGUGCAUUUUCCUCUUUGGAGGGAGCUUUAUAAUAGGAACGGUCUGGAACACUUCAGGAGGGAGCCGGGUCCCAGUGCCAGGGGUCCAGCUACCUUGACCCCACCCUCCUCUCUCAGCCUCAGUCCCUUUUU
Camelus dromedarius (Arabian camel) is the source of this 5991-nucleotide messenger RNA. It is a transcript of the gene MLLT6, whose product is annotated as MLLT6, PHD finger containing. Gene Ontology annotation, biological process: regulation of transcription by RNA polymerase II. The record is from RefSeq and is a predicted model, not a curated record. Gene Ontology annotation, molecular function: histone binding; nucleosome binding. Lineage: Eukaryota; Metazoa; Chordata; Mammalia; Artiodactyla; Camelidae. The transcript has 20 exons. Gene Ontology annotation, cellular component: nucleus. The coding region runs from base 232 to 3522 and encodes 1096 amino acids.